AUGAGAAGCGACUUCGAAGACUAUGUCAAGAAGUCCAAAGCCUGCCAAGAAAAUAAAGCUCUCAGGAAAAUAAACAAAGCCCCUAUGGAAAUCACUACUACAUCUACUGCUCCUUUUCAACGCGUAGCUCUAGAUAUCGUGGGACCUCUACCGGAAUCUGGAACCGCUAGACUCCGCUAUAUACUCACUUUACAAGACGACCUUACAAAGCACUCUGUAGCAUAUCCCAUACAUAGCACAACAGCCGAAGAAACCAGCGAUUGCCUCAUUCACUUCAUCUCCUUAUUUGGAAUACCCAAAUCCUUCCUAACAGACCAAAGGACAAACUUCACGUCCGACUUCUUCAAAACCACAUGCCAAUUCCUAAAAAUCAAGCAACUAUGGUCUUCACCCUAUCAUCCACAAACUCAAAGAGCACUAGAACGUAGCCAUUCCACUCUCAAAGAAUAUCUAAAAUCAUUCGUCAAUGCAAAUCAAAAUAACUGGCCCACUUACGUCUAUAUCGCUAUACUUACAUACAAUACCACUCCACAUACCACUACAAAAUUUACUCCUUAUGAGCUCUUUGGACAAAAACCCUAUAUUCCCAAUUCUAUAUAUGAAAGGAGUUCCGGAACAACCUAUUCCGACUAUAUUAAAAUGUUACAACACAACCUCAAAUAUACACGAGAAAUGGCUGUAGAAAACAUUUUAAAAUCCAAAGAAUCUUCCAAAUCUUAG
Parnassius mnemosyne (clouded apollo) is the source of this 720-nucleotide messenger RNA. The record is from the annotation of a GenBank genome assembly. Lineage: Eukaryota; Metazoa; Arthropoda; Insecta; Lepidoptera; Papilionidae.